Molecule: messenger RNA, 554 nt
Organism: Anopheles gambiae (African malaria mosquito)
Lineage: Eukaryota; Metazoa; Arthropoda; Insecta; Diptera; Culicidae
Gene: RpS29
Product: small ribosomal subunit protein uS14
Exons: 3
Coding region: 261-431 (56 amino acids)
Biological process (GO): translation
Cellular component (GO): ribosome; cytosolic small ribosomal subunit
Molecular function (GO): zinc ion binding; structural constituent of ribosome
Source: RefSeq, a predicted model, not a curated record
CAACCCCCCCCCCCCCCCCCACCCCGCUCAACACUUCAAAGCCUACCGAAAACUACCGAAAAAUCUGAAACUCCUACCGAAAACUACCGAUAAAAUUUUGAUGCGCCUACCGAAAACCGCAAAAAUAAUCUGGCCACUCUGAUCGUCGGCUCGUUGUUGGCCAGCUGUCAAGCCGCUGAUAGCUGUCAAACUCUUUUGCCUCCACAUUUUUCCGUGUUCAGCACGUUCGCGUUUUGUGCGUACAGAAUUUAAUCGAAAAAAUGGGUUUCGCCAACUUGUGGUACUCGCAUCCGCGUAAAUACGGACAGGGCUCGCGUUUCUGCCGUGCCUGCUCCAACAACCACGGAAUGAUCCGAAAGUACGGUCUGAACAUUUGCCGACAGUGCUUCCGCGAGUACGCCAAGGAUAUUGGCUUCAGGAAGCUGGAUUAAAUGUGAGAACACAUAUUUUCUCCACAUUUCAUCGCACAUGACAUCAAGAUCGGGAUAUUUGCAGCUUGCUGGCAGUGAACGUGCGUUGGAAUGAAAUCGGCAAAUAAAUAACGUAAAAAUCAA